Messenger RNA from Trichoderma harzianum CBS 226.95, 2017 nucleotides. RefSeq lists its product as hypothetical. The transcript has a single exon. The record is from RefSeq and is a predicted model, not a curated record. Lineage: Eukaryota; Fungi; Ascomycota; Sordariomycetes; Hypocreales; Hypocreaceae. The coding region runs from base 388 to 1779 and encodes 463 amino acids.
AGGCCAAGGCAGAAAGAAAUCUUCAAGCCAUGGUCUCCUACCUCCGAGACAGGGUAGCACGAUAUGCGCCAUCCAUGAUGCAAACCGCAGAAAGCAACUGCCUAGACUCAGCGUCUGUGGCCUGCUGCUCUGUUCCUGGACUUUGGAUAUCUAUCUUCAGUCGCUCCUGUCUCAUUAGACAUCCAGCCGAUAUGGCCGCUCUCCCCUCAAACUCCAAUGUUCUUCUCUGUGUCGAGAUGACAACACAGAGCUGCAUGACUUCUGCUUCAUGCUUAGAUCAACCAAAACAAAACUUCUUAGCCAUCGCAUCGUACCACAGAAUCAUUGCCUCCACUACUUCUCAUCUACUUUCUAAUAGCUUCAUCUCGUAAAGCUCUCGUUAUCUCCAUGGACUCUCACUCAAUGGCUACGUUAGCCGCCAUUCCCGAAGCCGCCUCUUCUUUACUUGAUAGAAACAGAAUUCGACACCGCAACAGUCUUGUAACACCAUCGUUCCAGAGGCAGCGCCCUAAAUCCCGUGUCAUUAUUCUUUCCAAACGUUCGAGCCGGGCGCAUACGCCGAUUCGCAAGGCCUCUCCCCCUAUGACAUCUCCUGGAUCAGUAUACAGCAGUGAUACUGGGCCGGCUUCUGAGCGGCCCUAUGCUGAGAUGCCACCCAACGAGACGAAUAAAUCGCCUCCAGACGUUGCUCGCCGCGACCAGCCCUACAUUCGCUCUGCCUAUGACGUGGGAACUACCUUCCGAGGCGUCAGUAUGAAGUCUCUCGACGGAGCAUCUUCUCUUGACCAAUCCUGGGUUCCAUCUGAACCAUCAGUUGAUUUGGAUUCCUUCCCAUUGCCUCCGCCGAAAGACCCUCCGCAACAGACUGAAUACAACGUCAAUCCUCUGAGUAUUUCUGCGAAGCCAUCACGAGACCAUGCAUCAACGCUUCAAAAGCCCGAGACAUCGACCUGCUUUGCAAGGGCCGGCUUUUCACCCCCUCCGGUUCGACGUAAGGCUCACAUGCGCAUGCAUAGAAGUCCUCGUUCAUCGCAUAGUUUGCUUCUUGACGGCGCGGCUGAUUUUGUGAGCGCGUCGAAGCAUACGUCCAUCGACUCUGCUCUUGUGGAAGCCAUCUCGCGAAGUGUGUGCCAGCAGUUGCGACUCUUUUCAGCCAGGUCAAAGAAUAACCAAGAAAGAAGCUUCUCACGGCCAUUCAGAGAGGCAUCACACAGCCAACAGGUCAAUCAUCCGCGGAUAUUCAACCAGUCAGAUCAGGCACGGAUAUUCAACCAGUCAGAUCAGUCAGACAAGAUCGCAGGACGACAUGGACAAUCCCGGCGGACUAAGCAUUUAUGGCAGCACACGAAUCCACCAGAAACACCAACAAAGUCUAAUAUAUCGUUACGUACAGUAUCACCAUUGAUGCCCUUUCGUCCAGAGUUUAAGGCAGCAGGAUUAGCAGUGACAUCAAAGGACCAGAAGCGUGGCUUUCCCGCCUAUAUUGCAAGACUCAUCCCAACAAGAUCAACCCAGAGACGUGCCAACCGUUCCGGUAGCAAGCACCACGCAAAAGUGCCGAAAUUCGAUGGUUUCGAAGAAGAGGACUCCAGCGGGAACUCAAUGAGCCAGAUAUCAUUUGCACCUUCACAAGACAUGGAUGAGUGGAGGUUCGCGCUGAUCGACGAGGCGCCUGUUCGAAAGCAGAAGAGGCGGACCGCAAAGGAUAAGGGAAAACCAAAACGACGUUGGUUUCGUUGCUUCACCCGGGAUGAAGAUUCUGUUGCGGAUGGGUCAUAGGCACACUUCCGACAGAUAUCUAGAGAUGCUAUUUCGAGGAUGUCCAGGGACUCGCCUCCAACGCCUCCUCCUAAGCCCACGCCACUUGUAAUCCCUCGGCGAAGCGACCGGGAGAACAGAACUCGUCCAAGAGCCGAUUCAAGCCCACGAAGCCCACGCCAGAAAAGCUUUGGGGCCCGAGAUGCGUUUAACUCCCAGUCAAGACAGCCAACAAAGUCGACGGCCCAUUGUCACGGCG